Molecule: messenger RNA, 2541 nt
Organism: Danaus plexippus (monarch butterfly)
Lineage: Eukaryota; Metazoa; Arthropoda; Insecta; Lepidoptera; Nymphalidae
Product: zinc finger protein 93-like
Exons: 5
Coding region: 123-1673 (516 amino acids)
Biological process (GO): regulation of transcription by RNA polymerase II
Cellular component (GO): nucleus
Molecular function (GO): zinc ion binding; DNA-binding transcription factor activity, RNA polymerase II-specific; RNA polymerase II cis-regulatory region sequence-specific DNA binding
Source: RefSeq, a predicted model, not a curated record
CAACCUUUGCCGCUUGGUCAGAAAAUGGCGGAGCUUCGAUCUCGUAGCGUCGAUUGCUACUCUCUUUUAUUAAAAUUAAUGGACUCCACGAAUUAAUGUUGAUGAGAUAAGAAACAGAAAAUAUGGAGCAAAAUAUAAGUGACGGUAUGUGUCGGUGUUGUGCAUCAGAAGGUAGUUUUAAGGACUUUCAAACAACUUACCAUUGGAUGGGUGAAGAAGAAGUGUAUUCAAAAAUGUUAAAGGAUUGUUUUGAUAUAACUCUGUCUACAUCGGAGGUGAUAAGUAAUGGUGGUAUAUGCGAAGUAUGUAUCACGCAGCUUCGUAACGCGUUGAACUUCAAGCGUCAGGUCCAGGUCACUGAGGAGCAGUUCAAGAAGAAAGUCCACGAGACGGUUUUUAAAUCAAACACGAUAAAGCUUGAGGUGUCGAGGGGCGACGAGGAUUCUGAUAAUGAAGAGUCAGAUAAACUAUCAGAUUACGAGGUAACUAUCAAAGAGGAGAAGGAGGACGAGAAGCCGAAGAAGCGUCAGCCCAAAGCGACGACCUCCAAGACGAAGAAAGCGAAAACGGAAGGGGAACCUUCGAAACGCAAUCAAGAAGACACACAGGCGCUCAUGAUGGAAAGGAAUCUAAAGGCGCUUCAAAAUUUAAUGGCAAGGAGGAAAACCGAGAAGGUAAACGUGAGUUUAAAAGGGAAGGGACACAUAAAUGAUCACAAGGAGGUGACAAAACAUCAGAGCAACAUAAAAGAGAUUCUUCUCAAUUCUAACGCAACACCGAUCCGCUGUAGAGGCGGCAUCGGCUACGCCUGCUGCUUCUGCACAGAACAGUUCCCUAUAGCCGCUGAUCUGAAAAAGCACACGCAUGAAGAACAUUCAGACGACGAAAAAGCCAAAUUCAUGAAAGACAAAGAUAUGCACGGGUUCAUCGUGAAACUUGACGUAACGGGAUUGAGGUGCAAGCUUUGUGAUCAGGAUAUUAAGGAAUUAGAAAAGAUGAUCGAGCAUCUAGGAAAUGUUCACGGGAAGAAAGUGUAUACGGAUCUAAAGAAUCACAUACUCCCGUUCCACUUCCCAAGCGAUAUCCUCGAAUGCAUUAUAUGCUGCAACGUAUUCAACACCUUCAAGGCACUACAGGAGCACAUGAACUUGCAUUACAGGAAUUUUAUAUGCAGUUCAUGCAACGCUGGCUUCGUCAACAAAAAUAUCCUGCUGCGACACGGCGACGCGCACAAGACCGGCACAUUCCCGUGCGAUGUUUGCGACAAGACUUUCGACACAGCUCGCAAAAGGCAGCUGCACAGUCGCGCUAAACAUCCAGGUGAAAUAUUGCCACACAAGUGCGGGUACUGCGACGAAAGAUUCCCGGAAGUCCGGAAGAAAUAUGAGCAUCUGUCAAAAGAGCACGGCAUAAAGAAUCCUAGCAUCAAGUGCAAAGCGUGCGGCAAGGUGUUCGAUAAGAAGCAAUCGUGGAGAAUGCACACGACGAGGGUCCACCUCAUGGAGAGAAACCAUAAAUGCACGGAGUGCGCCAUGAAAUUCUACACACGGCGGGAAUUAGACAACCACAUGGUAAAACACACGGGAACGAGAAACUUCAAGUGCGAUGUCUGUUUGAAACAUUACGGAAGGUACAAGACCCUUAGAGAGCAUUUCAAAAGAGCCCACUCUUAAAUUUUUUCUCAUAAAUAUGUUGAGUUUGAAUAUUAUAUAGAAAAAAAGAUUACUUUACCUAGUUUAGAUUAUCUGUGUUGUGAUUCUAGUCAAAGUUUAACGCAGGAAGUGAAAAUUACUAUACGAAUCCCUUAGGGAGCGUCCCAACAAAGUAUACUUUUAGAUUGUUCGUGUACCUAAAUGUGUAUUUUAAUAAGAAAAAAAUUUACUAUUCCAAUGUAGUUUAUAGUUUAUAAAAGAUGUUUAUUUUUUUAUUAAAAAAUUCAUACAUUAAUUAAUGUGCUAUCGUAAUUGAGAAUGUUUGACAGCCGAGUCCCUUAGGGCACUUCGGUUCUCCACUAUGAUGUUGUUCUUAAUGUGUAAUAUAUAUAUAUAUUGUAUUGACAAAAUAAAAUACUGAUAACUUUAGCUUGAGUAGCUUAGAUAUUCAAUGUGAAACUAGUCGUGGAAAGAUAUUUUUUAUCGAUAUUUUAAUUAGAUGAAAAUAUAUUUUAGCUGAGUCCCUCAGAGACUUCAAACUAUCUCAAAUCUCAAUGUUAGAUUGCUGUCGUACUUUGAUUGGGUGAAGCGAGUUGAACGCUUACAGACAACUCAGGUCGUUCAUCCACGGAGAUGAUCUUGGAAACUGAAUGUAGGGUAGAGUCGAGGUUUUUUGUUCGAUAGACCAGUUACCUGGGGUGAUUUUUGCAGAAAGAAAUUAGAUAGGACCACCAAUUUUAAUUUUAAGCCCGGAAACCAGAACAAAUGUCCGAAAAAAUGUUUCGGCUCGAAACGCUGAGGUCGCUUCAUUCAACCUUCUUAUAUAUUAAAAAAUUUGUGACAUCUUUAUUGUGAAUCUAGAACAUUCCAUUAAAUAUAACUUAAUAAA